GUUGGAACUUGAUCUUUGACUUAACCUCUUUGAAAAUAAAUAUUAACUGCGAAUAAAACCAGACAAGUUAUUUAGUCGCGGUUAUGGCAGUCAAUAACUGUCAAUCCAGUUAAUAAUAGUUACGUUAUUGGUUAUUACCUGUUACCACAGUUUUUGUUAAAAUGAAGUGUUACAGUUUCGUGUUUGUUUGCAAUGCAGUGUUGUGUAUAUCUGGAAGUAACGGGGUUAAUUUAGUGAGACAUGUAAGGAACAUAGUUCCCCUAACAGAAGCUACGACGAUUGCACCGAUGUUUCCUUCUUACAAACAAGAAGAACGCGUCUGGAACAAAAACGGUCUAGAGGAGCCAGUUGUCAAUGGGUUUCGUGUUCAGGAUUCACCACCAACUACACCAAGUUAUUUUGGUACUAACGAAAAACAUAUUCCUGAACCAUCUUCAUCCUCUGGAACAACGGGUGUUCCCGAUUCUCAAAAUCUAGCUAACGAAGGACAGGAAUCAAUAUAUGACGAUUAUGGAAUAAGCUCAAAAAUACCAAAUAUAGAUUUCUUAGGCUAUACAAGGCGAAUGAUAUACGCUCCUUCCAAAACCUGUAAGCCUGGAGAAACUCGCGACAGAGUUCGUGGCAUCUGCGUAAAAAUAGCAAGGAAAUGAGGACGAUGAGACAUGUCAACAUGACCAGCUUCCGACAACUCUCCAGGCCUGCACAGCUUGCCAAUCUGUCAUUUAAUAUUACAUAUAGCUCCAUUCACCUUUCAACAAAAUAUAACAACAGUUAAUUAUAAUUAUUAAACAUAAAUAUAAAACAACGUACAUUGAA
Macrosteles quadrilineatus (aster leafhopper) is the source of this 816-nucleotide messenger RNA. RefSeq lists its product as uncharacterized. The transcript is spliced from 2 exons. The coding region runs from base 162 to 650 and encodes 162 amino acids. The record is from RefSeq and is a predicted model, not a curated record. NCBI's taxonomy places the organism in Eukaryota, Metazoa, Arthropoda, Insecta, Hemiptera, Cicadellidae.